UGUAAAUAACAGAAAACGCAUCUGAGACCAACAAAAAGGAGAAUAUAUCUUUCAUCUCUGUUGUUGUUGUCGUCGUCGCUAGGUCACAAAUCUCCUCUUGUUUUUGUUGUUCUUUAUCUUCAAAUUCAACACAAAUCUUUGUGAUUCUGGAGAAAGUCAAGGGAGAAACCUAGACGAGAAGACUCAUGAACGGAAGGAGAUAGAUGUAAUAUUAGGGCAUCUAUUUCAAUUCGAUUUGAAUCGUCUCAGAAAAAAAAUUUCGGAAUUGUGACGUGUAUGCCAAGGAACUAGGUUAGGUUAAUUUCUAUAUUACGUGAGAUGAACGCAACAUCAAUUCCAUAGGAGAAAUCAUCAAAAACCAACAACACUUGUAAGCGGAUGAAGCAACAAGCCCUGGGGUUUAAUCUAUUAUAUGGGGCGAGCAUUGGACCCACUUGGUGCUCUCUUUCCAGAUAGCUCUUGUUGUAAAUCAAAGUAUCCACUAAACUUGAAAUGUCUUGUUCCCAGAGAAGUCUUCCCACAGAUAGGGAGAACGAUCAGGCUAUAGCAAUUCUGAAGAAAGGAGCGUAUCUUUUGAAGUACGGCAGGCGAGGGAAACCUAAAUUCUACCCUUUUCGGCUUUCGAGUGAUGAAAUCUUUUUGUUAUGGUACUGUGGCAAAACAGAGAAACGUCUUAAACUAAGUUCUGUAACAAGGAUCAUACCUGGACAGCGAACUUCAGUUUUCCGAAGAUACCCUCAACCCACCAAGGAAUACCAAUCUUUUUCUCUUAUAUAUGGCGACCGUUCUCUUGAUCUGGUAUGCAAGGACAAGGAUGAAGCCGAGUUCUGGAUCACAACCCUUCGCGCUCUUCUCUCCCGGAACUCCUCUUCCCCAUUGGUACUCCACUCGAGAAGCCGUAGCUUCGUUCCUGACUAUGGAGGAGAACAAAGUAGCAGCUCCAACAAUAACUCAAUCUCCAACAUCAGAUCCGUCAGCAGUGAUACAAGCUGCGAGGAACAUGCAAAAAAGGCUUCAGGAUCAUCUCACAUUAACACUCCACAGAGACUAGGGAAAGUCUUCUCGGAGGUCUUGUCACAAACCGCAGUACUAAGAGCACUCUCUUUGGACGAACUUGUCCAUAAACCUCACAAUGCAUCUCCCGAGACGGCUUUAGAGAAUCGACCUACUACUAAUAAUCAUUCCCCUGCUGUUGAUACAAGUAAAUGCCCCGUUGUUUCCAGCGCGGUGAGCACGUCUAGUCAAGGAUCUACUUUCGAGGACUUGAAGUCUCUCUGCGACGUCUUUGUCUGGGGAGAGAGUAUCGGAGACGGGCUAUUAGGAUGCGGUGGUGGUGUUGGUGGUGGUGGUGCUAUGCACAAAAGCGAAAGCAGCUCUUCCCUAACGGCUGAAACCUUUUUGCCCAAAGUUCUGAAAUCACACGUGGCGCUCGACGCGCAGAGCAUUUCGUGCGGCACCAAUUACGCGGUGCUGGUCACGAAGCAGGGGCAGGUGUACAGCUGGGGAGAAGAGUCCGGUGGAAGGUUAGGACAUGGAGUUUGCUCCUCCUACGUUCCGCAGCCGAAACUCAUCGAUGAGUUCGACGGAUCGUCUGUGGAGUUAGCUGACUGUGGGGAGUUUCACGCUUGCGCCGUAACAUCCUCCGGGGAUUUAUACACUUGGGGGGAUGGAGCUCACAACGCUGGUCUCCUCGGACUCGGUAGCGAAGCUAGCCAUUGGAAACCGGUGCGGAUCCUCGGACAGAUGGAAGGUGUGAAUGUUAAAACCAUCUCUUGCGGGCCUUGGCAUACGGCUUUUGUGACAUCGGAAGGUAAGCUGUUUACGUACGGUGACGGUACUUUCGGUGCGCUCGGACACGGAGAUCGUGUCAGCACGAGCGCACCGAGAGAAGCCGAGGCGCUGAGCGGGUGCAGGACGAUAAAGAUCGCUUGUGGCGUCUGGCAUUCGGCUGCCGUUGUCAGCGUUUUCGGCGACGAGGCGGCGGCGUCGGGGAAGCUCUUCACGUGGGGUGAUGGAGAGGAUGGGAAACUAGGACAUGGGGACAAAGAGUCUAGGCUGAUCCCAUCAUGUGUAACUGAGCUGGAUGCAACCAGCUUUCAGCAGGUAGCUUGCGGGCAGAGCGUAACCGUUGCUCUCUCUACCUCUGGACAAGUCUACGCGAUGGGAGUCGUCGAUCCGGGCCACGAAAACGUCGUGAGACCUCCUUCCUGCGUCGAAGGAGGAGGUCUAGGAAAGAGCUGUUGCUCCGUGCAAGAAGUGGCUUGCGGGUUUCACCAUAUCGCGGUUUUGACUUCGAAAGCCGAGGUUUAUACUUGGGGCAGAGGAUCGAACGGACAGCUCGGUCAUGGCGAUACCGAGUACAAACGUCUGCCGACGCUCGUGAGGGCCUUGAAAGGCAAACAGGUGAGGAAAGUGGUGUGUGGGUCUAACUACACAGCCACCAUCUGUCUUCACAAACCGAUCACCGGUACGGAUAGCUCCAGGUGUUCCGGAUGUCGACAUCCUUUCAACUACAUGAGGAAGCUGCACAACUGUUACAACUGCGGGAGCGUCUUCUGUAACGCGUGCACUAGCAAGAAGUCGUUAGCAGCGGCCAUGGCUCCCAAGACCAACAGGCCUUACCGUGUCUGCGACGACUGCUACGUCAAACUCGAAGGAGUCAGAGAGUAUUUAGGAACUCCAGCCAACAACAGCAGCAGUGCUAGAUUCUCGAACGCGAGUCUACAGUCUAGCGUUAACGAGACGGAGGAUUUCGGCGCGACGCCGCAGCGUCAGCUUCUUAGAGUGGACUCGUUUGAUUUCUUCAGACAGUCGAAGAUCCCUGAUCUUAAGACCAUAGGCGAAACUUCGGGAGCCUCUUCUUCUUCGAGUAGUUUUAACCUGAAAGGGAUACGGCAGCUCUCGAGGCUCGCUUCUUUUGAUUCUGUUAAUCAAGAAGGUAAACAACGUACCAAGCACUGCGCUUCGAAAUCGGACACGUCAUCUCUUGUGAGACACUCUGUGACUUGCGGUCUCCCGUUUUCGCGUAGAGGCUCUGUCGAGUUGUUUCCUUUGUCGAUAAAAUCGAGCCCGGUUGAAUCCGUUGGGAACACUUCGGACUUCGCCACCGACAUAACGGAUACGGAGUUGAUGCAAGAAGGGACAAAGAAAUCGAAUCAGUGUCUUAACCAGGAGAUAUCAGUACUCAAAGCACAGGUGGAAGAGCUUACUCGGAAAACAAAACAGCUAGAAGGAGAACUUGGAACGACAUCGAAGAAGCUUGAAGUUGCGGUGUUAAUGCAGCGUGAUGAUGCAGAGAAGAUCAAAACUUCAGAAGAGAUGGUCAGGUCCCUAACUCUGCAGUUGAUGGACGCGACCAAGAAAGGAGUAGACAAGACAAGGAGACGCCGAAGCUCGUUUUGAUGUAAACCUUUUUUUAACUAGAAAACAACAAAGCAAAGAAACAGGGGAUUAGAUUGGAGAAUAAUAAAGCUCUUACCAAAUUACAUAUUACAUUUUUUUGUAUAAUAUUUUAUUUAACUACAGAAAACGCACUUCACUAGUGUCAGAAACUGAUA
Raphanus sativus (radish) is the source of this 3557-nucleotide messenger RNA. RefSeq names its product PH, RCC1 and FYVE domains-containing protein 1. The transcript has 8 exons. Gene Ontology annotation, molecular function: metal ion binding. The record is from RefSeq and is a predicted model, not a curated record. The coding region runs from base 493 to 3402 and encodes 969 amino acids. Lineage: Eukaryota; Viridiplantae; Streptophyta; Magnoliopsida; Brassicales; Brassicaceae.